Molecule: messenger RNA, 1905 nt
Organism: Kwoniella botswanensis
Lineage: Eukaryota; Fungi; Basidiomycota; Tremellomycetes; Tremellales; Cryptococcaceae
Exons: 22
Coding region: 1-1905 (634 amino acids)
Biological process (GO): carbohydrate transport; transmembrane transport
Cellular component (GO): membrane
Molecular function (GO): carbohydrate:proton symporter activity
Source: RefSeq, a predicted model, not a curated record
AUGUCAGACCCGUCUGUACCCCUCGUAAGGGGAAAGACGAAUCACAAGUUGAAAGGCAAUUCACUGCUAUAUAGCGUCUCGGUAUUUCUCAGUAUAGGAGUGUGGCUAUUUGGAUAUGAUCAAGGUGUCAUGUCAGGUAUAAUCACAGGACCGUACUUCAAAGCGUACUUCAAUCAACCUACAGCAGGGAAAGUGGGAAAUAUGGUAGCAGUACUGGAAAUAGGAGCAUUUGUGACAUCACUAGCAGCGGCACAUCUAGCCGAUAACUACGGAAGGAGAAUGACAUUACGAACGGGUGCUUUUGUAUUCACUAUCGGAGGUGCCAUACAGACGUGGUGCAUCGGCUUCAAAACGAUGCUAGUGGGUCGAGUGAUCAGUGGAUUUGGAGUGGGGAUGUUGAGUAUGGUAGUGCCUAUCUAUCAGUCUGAAAUUUCACCUGCGAGUCAUAGAGGUUUGUUAGGUUCAGUGGAAUUUACAGGAAACAUCAUUGGAUACGCUUCUUCAGUUUGGAUAGAUUACGGUUGUUCAUACCUCCAAUCCGACCUAUCGUGGAGAAUUCCCCUAUUCGUUCAGUGCUUGGGAGGGGCGAUCUUGGGAAUAGGAUCAUUCAUCGCUCCUGAAUCGCCUCGAUAUCUCAUCGAUACAGACCAAGAUGUAGAAGGUUUGGCGGUAAUAGCUGAUUUCCAGGGAAAGGAAUUGGAUGCACAUUCGGUACAAGAGGAAUAUAAGGAGAUCAGAGAUGCUGUACUUGCCGAUCGAGCUGUUGGGGAUCGAACUUAUAAAGCCUUGUGGAGAAGAUAUAAAGGACGAGUAUUGAUUGCCAUGAGUAGUCAGAUGUUUGCUCAACUUAACGGUAUCAAUGUCAUCUCAUAUUAUGCUCAGGCUGGAUGGAUCGGUCGAGAUGCCAUUCUGAUGACUGGUAUUAAUGCAAUGUUCUAUAUCGCAAGUUCUCUACCUCCAUGGUUCCUGAUGGACCGGGCUGGUCGACGACCUAUUCUGCUUACCGGAGCAGUCGCCAUGGCUAUAGCUCUUACAGCUACUGGAUGGUGGAUCUAUAUUGAUCAAGCUAUCACCCCGAACGCAGUCGUAAUUUGUGUCGUUAUAUAUAACGCUGCAUUCGGAAUGAGUUGGGGACCUGUACCUUGGCUCUAUCCUCCCGAGAUCAUGCCUUUACCAUUCAGAGCUAAGGGAGUCUCUCUGUCAACGGCUACGAACUGGUUAUUUAAUUACUGGGUCGGUGUCUCUACACCUGUAUUCCAAGAACUCAUUGGAUGGCGAUUGUACCCUAUGCACGCAUUCUUCUGUGCACUUUCCUUCGUACUGGUUUACUUCCUGUACCCCGAGACUCGUGGUGUACCAUUGGAAGAGAUGAACUUGUUGUUCCAAGAUGAACCUGAUCUCGACGAUGACGAAGAUGACGAGGAUGGAUCAGAUAACGAUGAUGAGGAAGAUGGCUCAGCGGGAUCAGGAUCAGAAACCUCUUCUCUAGUAGGAGGAAGCGAUCGACGAAGACGGUUCUCUGAUGGGUCGACAUUACCGAUAAGCAACAAAUCUACUGCUGACCAGAGAACGGGAUUCUUCGGUAAGAUCCUAGACUCGGUCGAAGGCGUGUUUGGAGGUGGGAACAGUAGGAGAAGAGGGCUCAAUGCUAGAGGUAAACCCAUACGUAAAUCUCGAAUAUCAAAAGGUAAAGACAAAAACAAAAACCAAAUGAAGAGGAAUCCGGUCGAUCUGGAAGCUGCAAGAGAAUUUGAAUUUGAAAGUUUACCUGAUUUACCUGAACAUGAUAUUGAUAUUGAUCAUAGUGAAGGUGAAGAUGAUAUUGGAGAUGUGGAAUUACAUCCUUCUAAAAUAGGAGGUGUAGAGUUGUCCAGAAGGAAUACCAAUAGCGUUGAACCUCGAUAA